This is a messenger RNA of Drosophila rhopaloa, 2030 nucleotides long. It is a transcript of the gene Egm, whose product is annotated as complex I assembly factor ACAD9, mitochondrial. The coding region runs from base 46 to 1968 and encodes 640 amino acids. The transcript has 3 exons. The record is from RefSeq and is a predicted model, not a curated record. NCBI's taxonomy places the organism in Eukaryota, Metazoa, Arthropoda, Insecta, Diptera, Drosophilidae. Gene Ontology annotation, molecular function: flavin adenine dinucleotide binding; acyl-CoA dehydrogenase activity.
UCUUGACCUGGUCCCACUUUAAAAUUACCUAAUUUUUUGGUAAAUAUGCGAUCCAAUUUGUUUUCCGGCGCCUCGCGGCUCUUGAAAUACGGCCGGAAUGGAAAACUUCUGACUCGGGGAAGGAGCACCAAGGCGACCUCCAGCAGCUUGGACUCGCAGCACCAGGAUGCGGCGACCACCGAGGGUGGAAAGACGGAAUCCGUCGAGGAGUCGCCGGAACAGCAACAAAAACUGCCCACCAGGGAGCCGCUGGCCAAGAAUUUCUUCAUUGGAGUCGUUGACAAGGAGCUGCUGGCCUAUCCGGAGGUGAUUCCCCGCGAGGAGAUGUCCCAGCUGCAGAAUGCCCUGCUGCCGUUGAAGAAUUACUUUGAGGAGCCCCGGGAAACGGAGGAGAAGACAUCCACGGAGACUCUCCGGCAAUUGGGACUCUAUGGUCUGAAUGUGCCCACGGAUUUCGAUGGCAGGGGUUACGGAUGGAGUGCCAGUCUGAUGGCCAGUGAACCAGAUUCCACGCAUACGGAUUUAACCCUGGGCCUACAAGCUCACCGCGUGGUUGUGGAUCUCCUGAAGGAAGUGGGUACUCCCCUGCAGCAGCAGCGAUAUCUGCAGGAUUUAGCCCUUGGAAAACUGAUAGCCACGGAAGCUAUCUACGAGUAUACCGCACCCGAGGAGGAUUACUUUAGCACCAAGGCAGAGUUACUAUCCGAAAGCGGAAAGUGGCUACUCAAUGGCGAAAAAGCUUAUGUGGUCUGCACUCCCGGAGAACGACAGCUCUUUCUGGUCCUCGCCCAAACGCAGCACCCAAAUGUCCCGGGAGAUCUGGGACGUGGCACCACCAUCUUCCUGGUGGAUUCCCAGCAGGAAGGUGUGCGUUUGGGUGAGAAACAUGCCACCUUUGGUUGCCGCGAAGCAGAAAUUCGACGUGUACACUUCGACAAGGUGCAAUUGAGCGAGGAGCAGGUGGUGGGCAUUCCACACGAUGGCAAUCGUUGUGCCGAGCAACUGGUCAGAGCAUCCCGACUGAGGAGCAGCCUGGUGGGCGUGUCCCUGGCCAAGAAGCUGCUCAACGGACUGGCCCAGUACAGUGUGACAACCACUCAAUGUGGAGUCCAAUUAAAAGACCUGGAGCUCACCCGUGUCCACCUUUCGCGAGCCAUGUGCUCGGUAUACGCAAUGGAGAGCAUGCUCUACAUGACCGCCGGCCUGCUGGACGAGUUCCGUGUCCAGGAUGUGACCUUGGAGAGUGCCAUCACCAAGUACUUCACCCUGCGGCAGCUGUACGACAUUGCCUCCCAGAAUCUUGGACUCGUGGGACCCAAGAGUCUGCUCGGCGGAGAGGCCACAGAGCAGGGAUUACGAGAUGCAGCACAGCUGUGCACGCAGGGUGAAUCUCUGGACACCCUGGGCAUGUUCAUCUCCCUCACAGGAUUGCAGCAUGCGGGGCAAGCCAUGAACACAGGCGUGCGGAAGUCUAGAAAUCCCCUCUUCCAUCCUGGCCACAUCUUCGGUAAAUUCCUGGACACCAACAGCAUCGACAACCCCAAGACAAAGAUGCAGCUUUCGGAGCAUGUGCAUCCUACAUUGGAGGCGGCGGCCCAGUGCAUUGAGCAUUCGGUGGCCCGUCUGCAAAUGGCUGUGGAGCUGAUGUUCACCCGACAUGGAAAUGCAGUGGUGGAGCGCCAGAGCGAAAUGCAGCGACUGGCGGAGGUGGGCACCCUCAUCUACGUCAUGUGGGCCAGUGUGGCGAGAGCUUCGCGAUCCUAUUGCAUUGGACUGCCCCUGGCGGAUCACGAGCUGUUGACGGCCACGGCGAUUUGCUCGGAAGGAAGGGAUCGCGUCCGCACCCUCUGCACCGAAAUCUAUGCCGGUAAUUUCGUCAACAAUGACAACAACCUGGUGCGACUGUCCAAACAAUUGAACAAGAGCAAGGGCUACUUCCCCGUCCACCCGCUCACGUUCAACUUCUAAGCCCGGCUCGUAGUUUAGCUUAUUAUUGCCUUUACCAUUAAAGUAAAUAUUUGUUAUUGAUA